This is a messenger RNA of Amaranthus tricolor (Joseph's coat), 5901 nucleotides long. RefSeq lists its product as uncharacterized. The transcript is spliced from 3 exons. The coding region runs from base 1209 to 5570 and encodes 1453 amino acids. Lineage: Eukaryota; Viridiplantae; Streptophyta; Magnoliopsida; Caryophyllales; Amaranthaceae. The record is from RefSeq and is a predicted model, not a curated record.
AUUUCUUUCCAAUUUCAUUUUUAAUAUGCAAUUUUUGUUAACCUAAUUGCUUUAAUUCCUCAUUUACAAGGUUCUUCGUCUUUCUUUCUCCCUAAUUUGAUACUUUUUCUCCUGCGCUAACCCUAAUUUCUCAUGAUUUUUUAAAUGGAGAAAGUUACAAUAUCUGAUACUUAUAUUUACCCUCUUUUUGGUGGUGAACUCAUUGUCGCAUAAGUUAUAAUGUUUUUGCUAGAAAAGAAAAUCGUGAUUUCUGCUGGGAGUAUGAUCUUUGUUUUACGCACAAUUUCUUGUGUUACUUUAGCUAUUAAUUUUACUUUUUGAUGCUUUUUUUAAAAUAAUCUUAUUAUUUACCGAAAUACUUCGGCCCGAGUUUAUUGUUAUUUGGGUUUUUUGUUAUUGGGAUAAAUCAGUAGAUUACAGUAAUAUUUGUAUUAUGUAUAGUUUUUUGACCAAAUUUUUCUAUAUGACUUUGUGAUUAGCUACACAGUUUUAUUCUUCCCUACAUUAUUUUAUGUUAUUUAUCUAACCAAGUAGUGGAAGUUAGGAGGAGGCCAAAAUUGUGUUGAAUAUUGUGGGUUGAAAGUAAUAGAAGGAACCAAGCAUAAAAGCAAGUAAUUUGAUAAAAAUGAGAUAUAAAACCAUAAAUAAUAACACCGAGAUUUAAUAAGGUUCAACUACUCUUGUUAGACUAUGUGUUUUGUAUUUGUGUUUAAAGGAUAGUGGAGCUAACUAGCUCAAUCAAUACAAAUGAAAAUAUUACAACAAGGAGAUAAUAAUGCGCAAGUGAGGAAAAAUGUAGUGGGAAAGAAAUACAUAAUAGAGCACGGGGGCUUAGACGGAGAAGUGAACUUCAAGCAUGAGCUUGACUUAAGUUACAACACAAAUAAGGGCUUGUAUUUAUAACCAACAAAGAGGGUUAGCAUUGAGUAAAAGCUGCCAGAAACAUGCAUGAUGAGCAGUUUGAGCUUACCUCAGCUCGGACGAGCAACGUGUAAUUUGAAGCUUUUCGUUCCAACAUUUUGAGUUCCCGUUUGAGCAGCUUCUCUGAUCUCCACGUGAUUGCUUUACACUCCAAUCCCAAGUGCUCCAAUGCUUCCAUAAUGUACUAAGACGAUGUCAAAGCAUCUUUUCUUCACAAGUUUUGACAACAACUCUUCAAGAGUCUCUUGGAAUGAAGUUCAGUGUGGCUGCAUGAUUAUUUUUGAAAGAUGGAUGCGGAAAUAGCUCCUACUUUGCAGACAGACAAUCUUAAUCUUUCAAAUGGUGGCAGCCCAGUGGCAAAUUUGGAUUCUGGUUCUGGACAAGCUGUAAGUAGAGAAUAUAUAGAUAAUGCUGCUUGUGAAAAACGCAAGCAAUCACCUUUGCCAGUCAAGUCUUUAGAUAAAGGUGUACAUGAUGAUUCUGAACCUGGCUUUUCAGUUCCUGACCACCUGGAAGAUAGAGCAAUCAAUGAUCUUGAUGAGUUUAACACAAACAUAGAAAAUAUUGUGAAAGUGCAAAAAGAAACCAUCUCUUGCGAAAAACUUGAGUCAAAGGAAGAACAAGAAAAAGACCAGGAAUUCAAUUCUGAUUCUUUAGAUCGUCAGAACAAUGAAGAAAAUAAUGCAAUGCGUGUGUCUUUGAAAUUGGAAACUUUGAAGAAAAAUGAUCUUGUACGUGAUCAGCUGCUGCCUUGUCAUAGUGAGGCUGAAGCAAACAUGGAUGGUGAUGAGAAAGUGCGAAAAGUAGUCGCUGAUACUGUUUUAGUUGAAUCACAGGACAAACAAGAAGUAAAUCAGGAGUUGAAUCCUGAUUCCGCAAAGCCUCAGAAGGAGGAUCGAAAUGCCAAACAUGCACCUCCAAAAUCUGAAAGUUUGAUGAAAGAUCCCUCUGUUAGUGAUCAGCUACCACCUGAAAAUGAGUGUGUAGAUGAAGAUCAUAAACCAAACCUGGAAUGUGGAGCAAUCAAUGACCUUAUUGUGCUUGAAACAAACAUGGAAAAUUUUGAAGUGCAAAAAGAAGAUGCCGAUGCUCAUGUAGUCGAGUCACAGGACAGACAACAAGAUCAAGAGUUGAAUUCUGACUGUGCAACUCUUCAAAAUAGGGAAGAUCAAAAUGCCACACGUGCAUCUGAAGAAUCUGGAAAUUUGAUGAAUGAUAACUCUGUUGAUCAGCUGCCACCUGAUGAUGAAGGUGUGGAUAAAAAUUAUGAACCUUGCUUUUCAGCGUCCGAGCACCUGGAACAUAGACCAACAAUUGAUCCAAGUGAAGUGGACGUAAAUAUGGAAAGUGUUGAGGAAGUGACAAAAGAAGUCGCUGUUACUGAAGUAGUUGAGUCACUUGAGAAACAAGAACAAGAUCUGGAGGUAGUGGAAAAAGAAGCUGCGGAUAGUGAAGUAGUUGAGUCACAGGACAAACAAGAUCAUUAUCAGGAGGAAAUGCAAUUAAAUGUUGCAGAUACUGAAGUAGUUGAGUCACAGAACAGUCGAGCACUAGGUCCGGAGUUAAAUUCUGAUUGUGCAACUCUUCAGAACAAAGAAGAUAACAAUGCCAAAUGUGCUUCUCUAGAAUCUGAAAGUUUGAUGAAUGGUCACUCUCUUGGUCAGCUUCCACCUGAAAGUGAAGGUGUAGAUACACAUUGCUUUUCAGGGUCUGAUCAUCUGGAACAUAUAGCAACAGAUGAUCAAAAUGAAGUGGAUGUAAAUAUGGAAAGUGUCGAGGAAGUACCAAAAGAAGCUGCUGAUAUAGUAGUAGUUGAGUCACUGGACAAACAAGAACAAGAUCAGGAGGAAGUGCACAUAGAAGCUGCAGAUACUGAUGUAGUUGAGUCACAGGACAGACUAGAACAAUGUCAGGAGGAAGUACAACAAGAAGCUGCUGAUACUGAAGUAGUUGAGUCACAGGACAGACAAGAACAAUAUCAGGAGGAAGUACAAAAAGAAGCUGCUGAUACUGAAGUAGUUGAGUCACAGGACAGACAAGAACAACAUCAGGAGGAAGUACAAAAAGAAACCGUUGAUACUGAAGUAGUUGAUUCACAGGACAAACAAGAACAAGAUCAGGAGUUGAAUUCUGAUUCUGCAAAGUCUCAGAAUCACGAAAAUCCAAAUUCUGAAAGUUUGGUGAAAGAUCACUCUGUUAAUGAUCAGGUGCUACCUGAAAAUGAAGGUGUAGAUGAAGAUUAUGAACCACUCUUUUCAAUGCAGGAGCGCCUGGAACAUGAAUCAACUGAUAAUCAUAGCGAGGAUGUACACAUGAAAAUUGUUGAGGAAGUACAAAAUGAGGCUGCCAGUACUGGAGUUGUUGAGUCCCAGGACAAUCAAGAACAAGAUCAGGAGUUGAAUUCUGAUCGUGCAGAAGCUCAUAAUGUUGAAGAUCAAAAUGCCAAACAUGCACAUUCAAAGUCUGAAAAUUCGAUGAAAAAUGACGGUGUUAGUUGCCAGAUGGAACUUGAAAAUGACGAUAUAGAGGAAGAUUUUGCAUCUGAAAUUUCAGUGCCUGAGCACCUGGAAUGUAGAUCAACCAAUGAUCUUAAUGAUUCUGAUACACAUAUGGAAGACAUUGAGGAAGUUCAGGAAGAAAUUGUUGAUUCUGAAGCAGUUAUGUCACUGGACGAACAAGAAUCUGAUGAGGAGUUAAGUUCUGAUUCUGCAAAGCGUCACAGCAAAACAGAAAAGAAUGUCAAACAUGGAUCUCUGAAGUCUGGAAGCUUGGUGAAUGAUCACCAUGUUACUUAUCAGCUACCACCUGAAAAAGAAGGUGAAUUUGCCAUCUUUGAUUUGGUUUGGGGCAAGGUGAAGAGCCAUCCUUGGUGGCCUGGGCAAAUAUUUCACCCUUCUGAUUCCUCAGAGAAGGCAUUGAAAUAUUAUAAAAAAGAUUGCUAUCUGGUUGCUUAUUUUGGUGAUCGAACGUUUGCAUGGAAUGAUGCUUCAGUAUUAAAGCCGUUCAGGAAUCAUUUCCCCCAGGCAGAGAAGCAAAAAUAUUCAGAAGCUUUCCAAAAUGCUGUGAACUGUGCUUUGGAAGAGGUCUCCAGAAGGGUAGAACUGGGCUUAUCCUGUUCUUGUGCCUCCGAAGAAGCCUAUGGCAAGAUCAAAUAUCAAGUAGUUGAAAACUCUGGGAUUAGGGAAGAGUCAAAUAAGCGGGAAGGAGUUGAUAGAUCCAUGGGUGUGGAUUCUUUUCAACCUGAUAAGCUCACCGAGUAUGUUAGAGCUCUGGCACUUUUCCCUACUAGCGGUGCUGACCGGCUUGAACUUGUUAUAGCAAAAGCUCAGCUAUUAGCUUUUAAUCAUUUGAGAGGUUAUGACACGUUACCUGGCUUCCAGUAUUAUGAGGGGUUGGUGGAAUUUGAAGCUGAUUCACUGCCUGAGGAUGAGGUGAUGAGAGAUGAGGAUGAAUAUGAACAUUCAGUGAAUGGGGUUAACGCCAAGAAAGGCCCUCGUAAACGCAAACACAAUCUGAAAGAUAUUGUGUACCGAAGGAGAAAAGAAAAAACCGUGACGGAAUUAAUGGGUGAGACAAUGUAUUACCUUGAUGGUGAAUUUGAUUCUUUUGACGAGGAUGAUAUUAGUUUGACUUGUACAGCUAGUGCUAAGAAAAGACCAUCCAAGUUCCAUACAGAUGAUUUCACCGCUCCACAGAACACUAAAACGAUCUCUGUAGCUAAGGUUUCAAAUUCAGCAUUUACAACUCCUCAGCAAUCCUUCAAAGUUGGUGAACUCAUUAGCAAAGUUGCAAGCCAAAUGACCGGGUCAUCUACAAAUAUCAAAGACUGCAGCAAGGGAAACAACAAGAAUUCAGGGACUGAUGCUAAUGAAGAAAUAGAGCUUCCUAGUGGCUCUCUGACCAAGGACACAACCAUACAAUCAAAGAAAUCCUCUUUGGAUGAUAUGCUCUCUCAGCUGCACUUAUCUGCACGAGAUCCUAUGAAAGGAUACAGCUUCUUGAGUGACAUUGUUAGUUUUUUCUCUGAGUUUAGAAAUUCAGCUGUCAUAACUCAGCGAAAAAGACUGCGCCAAGGAGCUGGUAGGAAAAAGAAAUCUGAUGCUGUUGUAGGGCCCUCUGAAACUUUACAAGUUGAUGAUGGAAACGACUCGUAUUGGACUGACAUGGUUGUCCAACAUGAUGCUGAAACUAAACCCUCUCGACGUGGUCGUAAGAGAAAGGGUGAACAGGUUGCCCGUGGUGAUAACGAGAAGCCUCUUCAACUGAAGCCAAAGAAGAAUUCUAGGAAAAAGUAUCAUCAUGGUGAUCAUGAAGCAGUUCCUGAGAUGCCAACGGAGGAUGAUAAAAAGCUGGACCUGCCUGCAGAGCUCUUGCUGAACUUUGGUGAGACUGGUUCUGUACCUUCAAUAAUGAGUUUGAACAAAAUGUUCAGGUGUUUUGGGACACUGAAGGAAGCAGAGACAGAAGUAGAUACACAAGGCAGUCGUGCUAGAGUGGUCUUUAAGAAACGUUCAGAUGCUGAAGUUGCAUACAGUAGUGCUGCAACAUUCAAUAUUUUCGGGUCAAUACUGGUUAAUUACCAACUAAAUUAUACACCUGUUUCCUUUAGAAAUAACCCCCGCUCAAUGGCUUGUGGAAAAGAGGAAUAAACGUCUCCUUCAAACUUCAUUUCACCGGAAAGAUUUUGAGGUCACUGAUCAAGACUGCAAUCGGUGUUCUGUGGACUGCUGGGAUUUAAAAUUGCAAACAGCAGGAUGUUGACAAAGAAGGUAACCAGGCAUUCUUCUGGUUAUCUGCUCAUUUCUUCCUGUUGUCUGUUGCUGUAUUGUAAUAGAGGAAACGGUUUCUUGUUACUGUGCGUAAAAGUUUUAUGUUAAUGCUCAGCAUAACAAUUAAGUAAGGCCAUCUUGGCAUCAAAUUGGACCACAAUUCUGGCUUUCGUUGCUUCAUAUUGCAUGCUGAAUUCCAAGAUGCAGAAGA